ACCUAGAACUUUUUCUAGUGGUCAUUAUUAGUGCGAAUCCAAAAAAAAAAAAAAAAAAUUUCGGCGGGCAAGUAAUAUCUAUUAAUUCAAAGUCCCAAUUCACCACGCGCCAAAAAUUUCUUUUUGACAAGGCCGUGUUCAUAUAUUACCUCUUCACCUCUACAACUUUUCAAUUCAGGUGAAGCAGUCAAUUACUUACUUCACAUCUGCAAUGUUCAAGUUCUCCUUACAGCGGCAUGCCCGCUUGGGUAGUUUUGCUCGGCAGCAUGUCUCAACCCUCGCUGCGCGACAGAUCUGCUCUCGACCCCUCCUAGCAAAAUCUUACAAUUGGCCUCAGACCGAAUUAUAUGUUCGGCCUCUCAGACAAAUUGGAGUGCGCUUCUAUUCACAAGAAUAUGCCGUAGCUGAAUCACAAUCCGACGAUUCGCCAGCUUCUCUCUACGAUGUUACUCGUUUUGAGGACCUGGCCAAACUCGGCGUCGAUGAACGUAUUAUACGAGCCAUCACUGUCGACAUGAAGUACGACACAAUGACCUCUGUCCAGUCAUUAACCAUCAACCCAGCUCUCAAGGGAGUCGAUCUAGUUGCGCAAGCCAAGACUGGAACAGGAAAGACUUUGGGCUUUCUCGUCCCUACUUUUCAACGUAUCAUAGCAGCCGACCCCAGUCUUGCUGCUCGUAAUCCUAUCAAGCGGGCCACCCCCCGGGAUGUCCGCGCUAUCAUCCUGUCUCCAACUCGUGAACUUGCGGAGCAAAUUGCCGUUGAAGCGAGAACACUUUCCCGGCACACUGGAAUCGUCAUCCAAACAGCUGUUGGCGGCACAAGAAAGAGAGAGGCUCUCUGGAAAAUGCAGAAUGAGGGCUGCCACGUCCUCGUUGCCACCCCAGGUAGACUAAAGGAUCUCUUGUCCGACCCCGAUAGUGGAGUUGAAGCACAGGGCCUACACGUCCUAGUGAUGGACGAGGCUGAUCGUAUGCUUGAUGUUGGUUUCUCGGAUGAAAUUCGCGACAUUCUCGGUCUCCUCCCAAACAUCCGCGAGGUUGACCGACAAACUCUCUUGUAUUCCGCAACUAUUCCUCGGGACGUCGUCCAUCUAGCCAAAAGUAUGGUUAAGACGGAUAAUUUCGAAUUUGUUCAAACUAUCAGCCCUGACGAGACACCUACCCACGAAAGAGUUCCGCAGCAUCUUGCAUCCGUCGCUAGCUACGAGAACUGGUUCCCCACUAUUAUGGAGCUUGCCGAGCUUGCCAUGAAGAGAUCUCAGGAAGACCCUGAGGCUCUUCCUUUCAAAGCCAUCAUCUUCUUUUCCAACACGGCUACUGUAGAAUUUGCCAACAAUAUCUUCAGACGUACUUACCUCGGACAUAGAGCAAGAGGCAUUCCCAUAUUCGACAUUCACUCUAAACUGUCUCAGCCACAGCGUACGAGGAAUGCCGAUGCCUUCCGCCGCUCUCGAACUGGUAUCCUUAUCUCUUCAGAUGUCACAGCCAGAGGAAUGGAUUUCCCCAACGUAUCACACGUAAUUCAAGUUGGUCUUCCACCUGACAGAGAUCAGUAUAUCCACCGAGUCGGACGAACUGGUCGUGCUGGAAAGAAUGGAGAAGGUUGGUUGAUUCUGACUGAUAGCGAAAUAUCGGAAGCUCGAAGACGUCUUCCUGAUCUACCUAUCAAGCCCAACCAUUCCCUUAAGACUGCCAAAUACGUACCAGGACAAGAGCCGACCGAUCCAGAUGCGGAGCGUAUCUUCACUGAGUUUGCUCAAGCGUACAAGACCUCCCCCAAGAGCCUGUUCGCGGGCGUUUACAAUGCCUUACUUGGCCAGAAGUUCGGGAGAGGCUUCCAAGUCGAAGAUGUCGUUGCUCUCCUCAACUCUUGGGCUCUGACUGGCCUCGGCUGGACUGAACCACCCGCUAUUUCGCCCAAGUCAGCUGCAAACCGUGGAUUAACUAGGGUACCAGGUAUCAGAAUUGGACACGACAAUUUUGAAGGUGAAUUCCCAGAACGAUCCAGCUUUGGUGGUGGUUUUGGUUCCAGGGGCGGAGGAGGCUAUAGCUCUGGUGGCUUUGGCUCCAGGGGUGGGGGAGGCUAUAGUUCCGGAGGCUCAUCUGGAGGCUAUGGCUCUAGAGGCGGAGGGGGCUAUGGUUCUGGUGGCUCGUCUGGUGGCUAUGGCUCUGGUGGCUCGUCUGGAGGCUACGGCUCUAGCUCUAGAGGUUCUGGAGGUUAUGGCUCAAGCUCUGGUGGCUCCAGAGGGUCUUAUGGAUCUGGUGGCUCUGGUGGCUCUGGCGGCUCUAGGUUUGGUAGCCGUGAUAGCAACUCCUUUGAGAGUCGUUUCAGCUCAGGGGGUGAUCGCCGAGGUGGUGGAAGCAGCCGGGGCGGCGGAGGCUAUGGAGGUGGCCGGGGCGGCGGAGGUGGAGGCUAUGGAGGCGGCCGAAGUAGCGGCGGCAGCGGCGGUGGCUAUCGCUCCUCGCGUGGCGGAUCCUUCUAGGUAUCAAAACCCCGUCCCCAAUGAGGCGAAGAUGGAGUGGAUUCCUCCAUAUUCGGCACAUUGUGUCACCUCCAAUUGUACUAUCUCACUUCCGAAGCACACCACCACCUUCUAGUCGGCGUGUCAUAUACCAAGUUAUAGGCUAUGCGCAGUUGCCAGCACCUAGGCUGGCGGAAACAAGGUGAAUUGCGCAAUGAUAUCACAGAAGGCUGGUUAUUGGACGUUACGAGCAGGAUGCAACAAAUCACAGCAUUCGCGGGAAGAAUAUUUCACGGGAGUCAAGGUUUUGUCUUGCUUUUUAGUUAGUCCUAAUGAAACGGCAAUCGG
This is a messenger RNA of Hypoxylon fragiforme, 2812 nucleotides long. RefSeq names its product ATP-dependent RNA helicase mss116. Gene Ontology annotation, molecular function: nucleic acid binding; ATP binding. The transcript has 3 exons. Gene Ontology annotation, cellular component: mitochondrion. The coding region runs from base 212 to 2485 and encodes 757 amino acids. The record is from RefSeq and is a predicted model, not a curated record. NCBI's taxonomy places the organism in Eukaryota, Fungi, Ascomycota, Sordariomycetes, Xylariales, Hypoxylaceae.